CCUGCAGCUCCUGUAUUUAAAUGGAAUCUGCUGGUGCUGCCCUUUGCUAAGCUGAAGAUGGAGCAAAGCAAUCUGAAGCUUUAGUGAGAAACUCUGCACUAGUUCUCACAGCGUUCCAGACGGACAAUUUGACAAUCUGCUUUACACACACACACACACAAAAAGAUAAAUUGGCUGACUUAAAGUCAGGGGGGAGCUUUGCUUUCUUUGCUGCUGCUUAGAUUUUGUUCACAUGAAUAGUCAGACCAUUCAAAGGGGGAUCUUUUGUCCCUCUGAGGACCCCAACGGCACCAAAACUGUGGAGUCCCUUGACGCAUGGAAUGACUCGGGAGCGGUUGCCUACACACUGAUGGACCUGCCUCUUAGAGCCCCAACAAAGAUGACAGCGAAAGGUGUUCCUGGUGCCUUUCCUACAGUGGAUGUCCCAGACCAUGCCCACUACACAAUUGGAGCAGUCAUUCUUAUUGUGGGGAUCACAGGAACUCUGGGUAAUUUCCUGGUCAUCUAUGUUUUCUGCAGGAGUAGGACCCUUCAGAAGCCAGCCAACAUAUUCAUCAUCAAUCUAGCUGUCAGUGACUUCCUUAUGUCCAUUACGCAAUCUCCAGUUUUCUUCACCAACAGUCUCCACAGACGCUGGAUUUUUGGUGAGAAAGGCUGUGAGCUGUAUGCCUUCUGCGGAGCUCUUUUUGGCAUUACAUCUAUGAUCACUUUGAUGGUGAUUGCCUUGGACAGAUACUUUGUCAUCACAAAACCUCUGGCUUCUGUUCGAGUGAUGUCAAAGAAGAAGGCCCUAAUAAUCCUGGUAGGAGUCUGGCUGUACUCUUUGGCUUGGAGCCUCCCACCCUUCUUUGGAUGGAGUGCAUAUGUUCCCGAAGGUCUGCUGACUUCCUGUUCCUGGGACUACAUGACUUUCACACCAUCAGUCCGCGCCUACACAAUGCUGCUUUUCUGCUUCGUCUUUUUCAUUCCUUUAAUUGCUAUCAUAUACAGCUAUGUCUUUAUAUUUGAGGCUAUCAAGAAGGCAAACAAGUCUAUACAGACAUUUGGAUGCAAACACGGAAAUAAAGAGUUACAGAAACAGUACCAGAGGAUGAAAAAUGAGUGGAAGCUGGCCAAGAUUGCACUGAUUGUCAUCUUGCUUUAUGUCAUUUCCUGGUCACCAUACUCUGUUGUUGCUCUGGUAGCUUUUGCUGGGUAUUCACAUGUUCUAACACCCUUCAUGAAUUCAAUACCAGCUGUGAUUGCCAAAGCUUCUGCUAUCCAUAACCCCAUCAUUUAUGCCAUCACUCACCCGAAAUACAGAGCAGCCAUUGCAACAUAUGUUCCCUGCCUUGGAUCCCUGCUGAGAGUUUCUCCAAAAGACUCACGAUCUUUCAGCAGCUAUCCCUCCUCCAGACGAGCCACUGUAACCAGCCAGUCUUCUGAGACAAGUGGGCUGCAGAAAGGAAGAAGGCGACUAUCUUCUCUCUCUGAAAGUGAAUCAGGCUGUACUGAUAUGGAAACCGAUAUCACCAGUAUGAUCUCUAGUCCUGCUAGCAGACAGGUCUCCUAUGGAACAGGCAAAGACACAACCGAAACUAGUAACCUAAGAACCAAACCUAAACUGCAAAGACAUCAUUCUGGGAUUUUUGAGAAGGCAGUUGUAGAUGCUGAUGACAUACCAAUGGUGGAAUUGAAUGUUGCAGAGUAUUCCGCUGCACCUACUUGCAAGACAGCACAAAAACGCAACAUGGAGGAAAUACAAAGAGGUGAGUGCCUGAACGGUAUUGGACCAAGAAAAGGAGAGCCUCGCCAUAGACCAUCUGCAGCCCAGAUACCCAGCAUUAUAGUAACAUACAGCAACGCGCAAGGUGUAGAGCUUCCUUCUGGAUACAGCUCUGGUUUCCUAAGCCCUAAGAUCAAAAGCCACAGGCAGAAUAACAACUUCAAUAGCUGAGUGCUGCAAGACAGAAUAUCACCCUAGCUACUACCUCUGCAAGAACCAUGGACCAGCUGAAUCCAGAAGACCAUCUUACAUCACUCUGAAACACUCCUACAAACACCCAACACAAGACAAGCAAGGAUAAAAUCAAGGGGAGUAACCUGUUCAGCAUCAGAACUGUCUCCAGUGGUUCACUUCUUGAUCUGAAUCACAUUGCAAUUUUAUCAUUUCUUCUUUAUGCAGCUCAUAAAGUUAUUUCUUUCGCUUGGAUUUUACUCUUCUCAGGUAUAUUCUACCACAUCAUGGAUCCUACCUACAAGCCUACUAUGAUUAAUUUGAGAGGAGAGGGAAGUAUGAGAUCCAAAACUGGCCUUUGUUCACUUACUGUGAUUUAACUUCAAAGCUAUUUGGGGAAAAACUUACUUUACUUUCUGGAGAUGGUUUCUUUGUUAUUGAAGUUCCUCAAGCAAAUGAAAACUUAAUCACACAGUCAGUGCUCCCUUCUCUCAUUAAUAACACAUUUUCCUUCAUUUUCUUGUACAAUGCAAUUGAAAGGUAAUGCACUUGAGCAGUAAUUUGAAGUCUCAGAUGUUUAUUUUAAUUUCUGAGAUACUGGGGGAAGAGAAAGGAAUCACACUGACAACGAGUCUACACUCCUUUCCAUACUGAGCUUCUUUAUCCAAUAGUCACUUAAACACCAACUUAACCCACAAUUAGCCAACGUUCCAGAGUUAUAAGAAGUUUUCUGGAAGCCCCCUCCAACUUCCCUGAAGCAUGUUUCAUGAGAAGAAUGCAGAGUUCAAUUCAGUGUUUGUACUGAAAUGUCUUCUGGCUAAUUCAGUACAUUUGCCUUCCAGCACUUCACAGUGCUAUAUCUUUAGAUGUGUUUUUCCAAACUAAGCCUUGGGAGAAGAUGUAGUUCUCCAAAAAAGCAUUGUUCUACAUAUGUGUGGAAUCUGCACCAUUCCCAGUUUAGCACUUCAAUUUUUGCCUUCUCUAAACAGCAGCAUCCUUAUAGCCAAGGAUUUCUCCACGGUGACUAAAUCCAUGAGAUUGUACUUAUUUCCCCAGAAAGGAAAGGAAAACAGUGCUAUGAAAUAAUAGUAAUUUUCUGCUUUUCCCUGGUGCUCCUUCUAGAGCAUGAGUAUAAAUGGAGAGAAUUAAUUUGCGAUCUAUAGAGGUAUGUAUCACAAGAAUGAUGAGGUAUAGUCAGUCCACAGGGGGAAUAUAUACCUUCUAAACCUAAAAGCACAUGGCACAAAGAGCUAUUGAAACACUUCUUAACAAGGGAGCCCCAAUAGUUCUCCCUUUGGUUGAAUGAAUGAACCCCACAAGCAAUUUUAUCCCAAGUAAAUCAGUUCUUCUUUAUGUCACAUCAGAGAAAGCCAUAAGACCCUAAAAAUGUAACAUGCUUAUUUAUUCCGUUGAGAGGAAAACAACUUCAGUGGGUUCCAGAAGACACAGGGCACUGAUCUGAAGCAAAUUUUUGGAAACUUACUUGAAUUGAGGUUUACUAAGAGAAUAGUUAUUAAAAUUAGAAAUGGAGGUGAUAAUGACUUCUGAAGCAGCCAAAUAUCAGAUCAUAAAUAACUGGCCAGUUCAGACAGGUAAUAAACCACCAAAAGAAACAAAGUGUUCAAAAUCUAGGCUGUUUUUAUGGAAAUAAAAUCAUAGGCAUUAGACAUGGAAAAGAAGUAGUACACUUCCUCCCUCCACCUGCCACUACCGGAUAUUGUCUCCAGGCAGAAAACAAUAUUAAACUGAUAAUAUAUACAGCUAGCAACAAAGAAAAAGAAGGGGGGAAACAUAUCACCUUCAAACAGGAAGUACAUUCAAAGAUGUUCAUUAAGCCUAAGGAAUUUUGUUAUGACUUACUCUCUUGGCUUUUAAAAUUAUAUGAAAACAUGAAGCAGGUAAUUUUUCCCAUCCUUUGUCAUGAAGGCCAUGUGAAAAUAGAGAAGAAAUGCUAGCAAAUUCUGCCUGUUUCAUAUGGGUUGCAAAAGGUAGAACCUGUCAAGAAAAUAGGUCAAAGCUCACACAUGCUGUUUCUCGUGUUAGUAAGAUGCCAUUUGUGUAUGGUAUGUCAUUAAGAGCUAGACCCUUCACUCCUGAUAUGAUUUUACUCCCAAGAAGUAUGCUUGAAGACUACACACUCUUCUGUAUUCUCUUCCACUUUUAGAGGGUAUAAAAAGAGUAUGUGCAUGGAAAAGCCCCACGAAUCUACAGCAUGUUGUUCCGUCUACCCUUCAGCUGCAACAUGUACUAGAGAUUAGUUUGUAUCUAUAAAAAGAACUGCAGCUGCUAGUGCUUGUCUAGUUACAAGAGGCUUGAAAGGCAUAUAUUAAUUAGGGAGAAUUUGUUUGGGAGCAUUUCAAAACUCUUGUGUGUACUCCCUAUGUAACUAACAGCUCUGACUUUGCUUCACCUCUACCGACACUAGAAAAAUCAUUCUGGGGAAAGCCUUCAAAACUCAUUUCACCUGAAUCUGUCUCCAAGUCAUCCGCAUAGUAACCCCAGUGGCAUUUGGAAUAAAUCAUUAUUAGUUCAUAUUCCAUCUCAUCUUAGCAGCUUUAUUUGUGUCCUGUAUCCUCUAUUUGGCAGCCAUUUUUUCCGAUUUGCUGUCUCUUUACACCCUUUAACAGAGAUAUGACUGAUUGGAUUAAAAUAAUUUAGGACUGCGAUGAUUCAUGUUUCAAUUAAAGUCAACUGUACAGCCUGUUCUGCACUGGCGAGACUGCCUGCAGUUUACCAUGCACUUGGUAUGUUCCAGUGACUUGGAGGUGUGAAAGGACUAGGGCAAAACUGAGGCACUUCCCUUUGGCCUUUUGUGCUACAGCAGCUGUUGACAGAGCAGCCUGCUGGCAAAGGCAACAGCAAGCACUGUUGUGAGUUCACAGACAUGCUUUUUACCUCCAUGGGCUCCAGCUCAGAUUCAAACUUGGAUCAGAAGUGAAAAUGUUUCGUCUGAUCCUCCAAGCGAUUCUGCAAAACUGCUGAGUGCUCUACUGGUGGUCCUACAAUGAAGGUAUCAUGACCCCAUGUAACAGAAGGCUGUUCGAAGUCAAGACUGAAGUACUGCCUAGGAAGGCAGCUGCAAGCUGCCAGUCUUUCCAAUUUUCACAUACUGUCAAGGAUCUUAGUUCCUGUGGUUUGCAGGUUACAGCCUCGUCUUCCAUACUUUUGGGAAACAAUUUUAUAUCCAGCACUAGACUAGAAAGUGACAUCACAUGACAUUGAGUAAAUUUGCACACAUUCUCAUGUAAGACAGAUACAGACUGCUAUCAAAGAGCCCGCAGAACAGGGGUGUAAACACAGUUUUACUAGCAUUAUUGUAACCAACAGAAAGAAAAGGUCUCUCUCCACUCUGGUAGCAAAGAGCGGUUUUUCUUUUUGAAGUCCUAUGUAAAACCAACAGCAAGUUUGACAUUCAGAAAAAAAAAAAAAAAAAAAGGCACCUCCAAUGCUUUUUGGGGGUCUCUACACCCCUUAAGGCAUAAUGUGGAUAAAUUUCAUGUGCCCCUAUUUCUCUCAGUGUGACUGGUGCCAGGUGUUCCUUAGGCCAUUGCAGGAAGUGCUGCUGUGUAGCCCUCAUCCUUCUCUCAUCCCUCAAGGAAAGAUAUUAGCAUCUCAGUAACUCUGGCAGGGCAGCUGCAUGUCUCUGCUUCUGAAACAACAAUUUCCACAGGACUCUAAAGAGAGAGGGCCUUU
Molecule: messenger RNA, 5629 nt
Organism: Cygnus olor (mute swan)
Lineage: Eukaryota; Metazoa; Chordata; Aves; Anseriformes; Anatidae
Gene: OPN4
Product: opsin 4
Exons: 12
Coding region: 233-1936 (567 amino acids)
Biological process (GO): G protein-coupled receptor signaling pathway; visual perception
Cellular component (GO): membrane
Molecular function (GO): G protein-coupled receptor activity
Source: RefSeq, a predicted model, not a curated record